CAGAAGCAAUACACAUUAUUAUUAUUAUUAUUAUUAGUUUGAGAUUAAUUUGAGCUCUCGAGUUCGAUGAUGGCGGAAUUGGGGCUUCCCGAGAACCCCUUCUUGUUCGAGAAAGAAGAUUGGGUUUACAAGGAGAAGACGGGUACCUUGUUGAAGAAAGAAGUUAGGGUUUACAAAUCUUUAUUCGAUGAGUACGAGAUUGAGAAGGAGAUCAACCGGGGGGCCUUCGGCGUGGUGUACAGAGCGCGAGACAGGAAAAGCAAGGAGACGGUGGCGAUGAAGGAGGAGGUUGGCGGCGGAGGGCUACUGAUGGAGAUCGACAUCCUGAAAUCCCUGCCGCGGCACCCCAACAUAGUGGAAUUCAAGAAAGUGGCGAGGGAUGGGGCCCGCGUGUUCGUGGUGAUGGAGUACUUGGAGUACGACCUCCAGAGGGUGAGGGCGGUGAUGGAGCAGCCCUUCCCGCUCUCCAUAACCAAGACCCUCAUGCGGGAAAUUCUCAGGGGCGUCGCCUUCCUCCACCACCACGGCGUCGUGCACAGGGAUCUCAAGCCGGCCAACAUUCUCUUCGGAGGCGCCAACUACGACCUCAAAAUCUGCGACUUCGGGCUCUCGGCGCGCCUCGGAUCGCGGUGCAGCGCCGGCGCGGGGACCAGGUGGUACAAGGCGCCGGAGGUUCUGGGCGGGUGCCGCAGCUACACGAGCGCCAUCGACGUGUGGUCGGUGGGGUGCAUCAUGGCGGAGUUCGUGUUGGACCAACCCCUUUUCCAAGGCCAAUCGGAUGCUCAUCAGCUCGCCUGCAUUCGCGAGGUCCUCUGCGGCCGGACCAACCUUCUGCGGCCUCUCAUCAUGUCUGCGUCAGGCGCGGCGCCGCUCAAUCAUGCUGGAUUUCAUCUGCUCGGGAGGCUCUUGGCGUACCACCCAAACAACAGGAUUUCAGCCGCCGACGCUCUCAGACACCCUUGGUUCGCUCAACAAGAUUGA
Molecule: messenger RNA, 981 nt
Organism: Salvia miltiorrhiza (redroot sage)
Lineage: Eukaryota; Viridiplantae; Streptophyta; Magnoliopsida; Lamiales; Lamiaceae
Product: cyclin-dependent kinase G-2-like
Exons: 1
Coding region: 67-981 (304 amino acids)
Biological process (GO): regulation of mitotic cell cycle; protein phosphorylation
Cellular component (GO): nucleus
Molecular function (GO): ATP binding; cyclin-dependent protein serine/threonine kinase activity
Source: RefSeq, a predicted model, not a curated record